Photinus pyralis (common eastern firefly) is the source of this 541-nucleotide messenger RNA. RefSeq lists its product as uncharacterized. The transcript has 3 exons. The record is from RefSeq and is a predicted model, not a curated record. Gene Ontology annotation, molecular function: odorant binding. Bases 101 to 472 code for a protein of 123 amino acids. Lineage: Eukaryota; Metazoa; Arthropoda; Insecta; Coleoptera; Lampyridae.
UCGAAGUAAAUACAGUAAUUAGUUAAUGGUAGUGGAUGAAACCAAUUUUCUUCAUUAGAACACUCUACGGAGCAGAAAAAUAUUUUUUUUAAAUCUAUAAAUGAAGAUCUUUAUAGCAGUGGUCGCCUGCAUCCUAGCAGUCACUUUAGCGCAAGACGAUGAAUUAGAAAAACUUGUGAACGAUUGCGCCGAGACUGCGGGCUUGGGAGAUCUGGAGGGGUACAGAAAAGCAGCAGAGGAGAAUGGCAUCAACGAUGAGAAAGUUCAAAAGUUUAGCGAAUGCGUUCUGAGGACAAGGGAUGAAAUAAAAGACGACGGCACUUUAGAUUUUAGUAAAUACAGAGCAUGGUGCCAGGUGACGGGUAAAGAUUGCUCAUUCGUCGACGAAUGCGAAAAGAAGAAGGAGGACACCACCGGUAAGACCUAUGCAAACGUUCUCCUCUGCGGAUUGAAACACUCACUAAAACAAUGAUAUUAGGAAGCAUAUACCUUCAGGAUGCUGGAAAAUUGUUAUUUUCACUAAUAAAUUUGACUAACCCAG